This is a messenger RNA of Daucus carota subsp. sativus, 3159 nucleotides long. RefSeq names its product tubulin beta chain. Gene Ontology annotation, biological process: mitotic cell cycle; microtubule cytoskeleton organization. Gene Ontology annotation, molecular function: structural constituent of cytoskeleton; GTPase activity; GTP binding. The record is from RefSeq and is a predicted model, not a curated record. Gene Ontology annotation, cellular component: cytoplasm; microtubule. Bases 1683 to 3017 code for a protein of 444 amino acids. The transcript is spliced from 4 exons. NCBI's taxonomy places the organism in Eukaryota, Viridiplantae, Streptophyta, Magnoliopsida, Apiales, Apiaceae.
CUCAGCGAGUAGACCCAUGCACAGUUAUUUGCCACUUACUAGCAUACAUCUACCACUUGUCCAGUUCUGUACUCUCUUCAAUUCCUUCUUUAAAUUGAUCGACUUCACCCACAAAACUCACAACUUCUUAUCUAUCUAUUAAGGGAUUUCACCAUACAUCAACUACUCAUUCAGUUUCCCUCUCCGGUGAGAUUACAAUCUGAAAUUUAUUUGAAUGACAAUGCAGUCGCUGGAAACACAAAAAAUGCCGGAUCCAGUACAUAGUAGUUACCAUUCCAAGAAUUUUAAUAGUGUCACUUUGAGGUAGGGUUUGAACGGAUAGGAUAAGAUACAAGUUGAUUUGUUGCCUCCUCCUAAGAGAAAUUUGACUAGGAAGCUUAAUUCUGUUUCUGCAGCUGGAGUUGUGUCUCUUGUUUGGGCUCUGUAUGUGAAAUUUGCGCCCAAUGUUGUGCAGGACUUUGUGCAGCAGCUUGUACUUCUUGUUGUUUUUAGUUACAUAUAAUCGUCAUCUGAUCAUCUCUAUUUGACAAGUUACAAGUCCAAUUACACGUGCAAAUUCUCGCAACUUUUUAUCAUUUAUGUAAUUAUUCUCAGAUACAGGUUGGCAUGAGUUCUGUUGUAAAAUUUAGAUGAUUAAAUAACAGAUAAUGUUUUCUUAAAUAUUGUGAGUGUAAUUCAAUCAGAAGUUGAUUGCUUCGAUCGGUUCCAGAGUUGUAUAUGUGAGGGGAAUGAUGCUCAUUUUCUAAAGGGACUUUGUAGAACGCGAAUGUCAUCUAUUCCCAGCACCUUAUACUCUGUCUUUAUAAAAGUAACUUUGUGUAUUAAUGGAUUCGUUUUUUCUGAGUAUUCCUGCGUACAUUGAAUCGAGUUGGAGGGCUGAAAAUUAAAUCUUGUCGCACGCCCAGAAACUCAAAUCGAGUUGGCGGUGCAGGAAAGAAAGGACCACAGGAUCAAUUUUCUCAUGUUCAUUUGACAAACUGAAAAUUUUCGUCCCUCUGACCUCUGGGACAUGAACAAGUUUACGAACAAUAAUUACUAUCGCAAUCUCGCUCUACGUUCCCAGUGAUUUGUGAGUACUACUCCAAAAGUUAACCUGAUUUGUAAUCUAUUGUAUUUUUGAUACAAUCUGUGAGAGAACUGGAGAGAGAGAGAGAGAGGAAUGAAGAAUCUUCAUUGAUGAAACAAUUACGAUGAGUUCAAAAUAACAUGAUUACUCUAUAUACAAUGACCACAACUUGUAAGUAAUCUGUAACAAUUUCCUAACUAACUGCCAGGCUGUCCUCCAGGCUGUCUUAUGUGCUUGUUGGUUGCUUAGCUGGCUUGGUUGCUUAGCUGGCAGUGAGCUGGAGUUUAGUGCAAUGUAGUUAUUAAUUUUCACUCAGAUUAGUUAUUACUAAUUUAGCAUAUUUGAACCCGUGUUUGAUCAUGAAAUUUAUAAUGUUCAUUUUUUCCGAACUUGUUAAGUUCCAAUUUUCAUGAGCUAUAUAAGAGAUAGAAACACAAAUAUCUGGAGCGAGCAUCAAGGAAAACCAUGCAUUUUCGCAUCCGAUUCAAUAGUCCCCUGCAUUCCCUCUCCUCCAUUCUCUGCAAAACAAAUACACUUCCUCCUCCAUUCUUUUUUCUCUCAUUUUCCUAACCAAAUUUCUCACUUUUCAUAAUUCAUAAUCCACAAGUCCUGAAAUAUGAGAGAAAUUCUGCACAUUCAAGGCGGGCAAUGUGGGAACCAGAUCGGGGCAAAAUUCUGGGAAGUAAUAUGUGACGAACAUGGUAUUGACACUGUAGGAAACUACAACGGGGACUCUGAUACUCAGCUUGAGAGAGUUAAUGUUUAUUACAAUGAAGCUAGUGGUGGGCGUUAUGUUCCGAGGGCUGUCCUUAUGGACUUGGAACCGGGUACUAUGGAUUCCGUUCGUGCUGGUCCUUAUGGACAAAUAUUCAGGCCAGAUAAUUUCGUGUUUGGCCAAUCCGGUGCUGGUAAUAAUUGGGCUAAAGGACAUUACACGGAAGGAGCUGAACUUGUCGAUUCUGUGCUUGAUGUUGUUAGAAAGGAAGCUGAGAAUUGUGACGCCAUGCAAGGUUUCCAAGUUUGUCAUUCACUAGGAGGAGGCACUGGAUCUGGUAUGGGCACUCUUCUCAUUUCAAAGAUCAGGGAGGAAUAUCCGGAUCGAAUGAUGUUAACAUUUUCAGUCUUUCCUUCUCCAAAAGUUUCUGACACUGUCGUCGAACCAUACAAUGCAACUCUUUCUGUUCAUCAACUUGUUGAGAAUGCUGAUGAAUGUAUGGUUUUAGACAACGAGGCACUUUAUGACAUCUGUUUCCGCACCCUCAAGCUUACCACUCCCACUUUUGGGGAUCUAAAUCACCUGAUUUCUGCUACUAUGAGCGGUGUCACAUGUUGCCUGCGUUUUCCGGGACAACUGAACUCAGACCUUAGGAAACUGGCUGUGAAUCUUAUCCCAUUUCCGCGAUUACAUUUCUUUAUGGUUGGUUUUGCACCCUUGACAUCCAGAGGUUCUCAGCAGUAUCGUGCCCUCAGUGUCCCUGAGCUGACACAGCAAAUGUGGGAUGCUAAGAAUAUGAUGUGUGCUGCUGACCCGCGUCAUGGACGCUAUUUAACUGCUUCAGCAAUGUUCCGCGGUAAGAUGAGUACAAAAGAAGUCGAUGAGCAGAUGAUAAAUGUCCAGAACAGGAACUCUUCCUACUUUGUUGAAUGGAUACCGAACAAUGUCAAGUCUAGUGUCUGUGACAUACCUCCAACGGGAUUGAAGAUGUCGUCGACCUUCAUAGGAAACUCAACUUCUAUCCAGGAGAUGUUUAGAAGAGUGAGUGAGCAAUUCACUGCUAUGUUUAGGAGAAAGGCUUUCUUGCACUGGUACACUGGUGAGGGAAUGGAUGAGAUGGAGUUUACGGAGGCUGAGAGUAACAUGAAUGACCUUGUGGCCGAAUACCAGCAAUAUCAGGAUGCAACUGCUGAUGAGGAAUAUGAACAAGAGGAAGAAGAGGAAGCUGCAGCUUGAGUCUGAUAUCUAUGUCAUCAAAUACGAUAUCUGUAAUAAUUAUGCAAUGAUCUCCUUCAGCAGGCAAUCAUGUCUUGUCUGAAAGGUUCAUCAAAUUGACACCAAGUCUAAUAUAUUCUAUUGGUGUGUCUUGUUGUUUUCA